CCUCCCUGACAUCUACCCGCACACAACCCGGAAGAUGGCCACGCUCAUUCCCAGCUUCGGCGGGCUUUUCCAAGUCUCCGUCCUCCUCGUCAACGCCAUCGCCAUACUCUCCGAAGACCGCUUCCUCGCACGAAUCGGCUGGGGCAGUACACAAAAUGAACCGGCGGGCUUUGGUGGCUCAUCGCAAGACAGUGCGAGCGUCAAGGCGAAGAUGAUUAAUCUGAUCAACUCGGUGCGCACGCUGAUGAGAGUACCGCUAAUUUUCGUCAACCUACUCAUCAUCAUCUGGGCCAUUACAUUUGGGUGAAAGAGGAGGAAUACAUUGCAGCGGACACGGUACAAGAGCAGUUGCUUCCAGGAUGGCCUGCGAGAUGGAGCCCAGCAUCAUCCCACCCGCCUCAGCGUCGAGGCCACGAGGACGCCGUAUCACGUCCCAAGAAGACGUACGAAGGCAGCAACACGCUCAUCAUCCAUUCAUCAGCGCACGCUAUGAAAAAAAGACAAGAUGCUAUAGACAGACACGUUCGAAUCAACAUGCAU
Neohortaea acidophila is the source of this 540-nucleotide messenger RNA. Its product is annotated as Yos1-like protein. Gene Ontology annotation, biological process: endoplasmic reticulum to Golgi vesicle-mediated transport. The record is from RefSeq and is a predicted model, not a curated record. The transcript is spliced from 4 exons. Gene Ontology annotation, cellular component: COPII-coated ER to Golgi transport vesicle; Golgi membrane; endoplasmic reticulum membrane. NCBI's taxonomy places the organism in Eukaryota, Fungi, Ascomycota, Dothideomycetes, Mycosphaerellales, Teratosphaeriaceae. Bases 35 to 307 code for a protein of 90 amino acids.